Molecule: messenger RNA, 2679 nt
Organism: Spodoptera frugiperda (fall armyworm)
Lineage: Eukaryota; Metazoa; Arthropoda; Insecta; Lepidoptera; Noctuidae
Exons: 2
Coding region: 1-2679 (892 amino acids)
Molecular function (GO): zinc ion binding; nucleic acid binding
Source: RefSeq, a predicted model, not a curated record
AUGCUCCUGGGCUUGCACGAACUUGUCGGUAACGCGGCGACGCCCGCGACGUGCACCCAGGACAGGAACGAUCUUGUUUGCGCGGCCCGCCUAUAUAAGGACGACUCCUUUCGAGACGUCCUCAGUGUGUCAAUGAACGUCAUUAUUACUAGAGUUAUUUCUCUCCACCAUCAUCAUACAGUCCACUUGCUCUCUGGACCACAUCACGGGUACGUCGAGGAAACGAUCCACAGCCUGAUCCCUCCGACCCGCACAUUCUGGUCCUUCAGAGCCAAAUCAAGUUCCAGCAACAUGGUGCUAACACGCAGCCGUAGUGGAGAGUCCAGAGGAGAACAGACCCAGCAAGAGCUUUCCGUGACCGCCGGACCGGGUGCCAGCACCCCGGCACCAGAAUCGAGCUCGGCCCGAGUGACGGACACAGGAAGCGGGUCUACGACGACUACCAACAUCGACGCCACACUCAAGGCCAGCGAUACCAAGUCACGCCGUUCGACAUACUCGAAAAGGAAGCGCCUCGCAGAGCUAGAGGCCAUAGAACAGCUGGCUGAAAUGGAAGUCAAGAAAGCGCAGGCUGAGCAAGAGCUGAAAGAAAUACAGCUGCAGCGCCUCAGAGUCGAAGCUGAGUCGAGCGACGACGAAGAGCUGGAGGACGACCUCGCCUCCGUAAGGAUAGGAACGUGGCUAGCGCGACCCGCGCCGCCACCCGGAGGUGAGACUCGCCCGCCGCCUCACGACGCCAGCGGCGGGAGGAUCAGCAGAGACGCAGCCCACGCAGCGACAGCGACGUACACCGGCGCCCCGGCGGGCGCGCACCCGCUGCGAGACGACGACGGCUACGGCAAAGUGCGUGAAAGUGUGUGUGCGAAAACAAAGGGCAAUAUCGCGAGUGAAGUGUCACACGGUAAUGUUAGUGAUAAACUGAUAGACGUAGGAACCCUCGCCGCGGCACUAGCGCAGGUCAUGCGCAGUUCGAGAGAGCCCCCGAAGUACAUGCAGCGGCUACCAGUCUUCGACGGAAAACCCGGUGAGUGGAUAGCUUAUAAGGCCGCGUAUUGUGACUCACACACGUAUUUUUCUAGCGUAGAAAAUAUUGCUAGGAUUAGGUUAAGCCUCAGAGGCGCCGCAAAGGAAGCUGUAGAGUGUCUAUUAUUUAGUCAAUCUGACCCUCAGGUCAUUCUAGAUGCACUAGAAAGACGUUUUGGUAGGCCUGAGGCUUUGAUAAUGACCGAAUUAGAUAAAGUAAAAUUAUUACCUAGAUUAAAGGAUGACCCUAGGGAUAUUUGUAUAUUUGCUAGCCGUAUUGCAAACACAGUAGGUACAAUAGAAGCACUAAAUAGAAUUCACUAUUUACACAGCCCCGAAAUGUCGCGAUCUAUAAUAGAUAAGUUAACGCCAAUAUUAAAACAUAAAUGGUACGAUUACGCGGCAAAUAAAAAGCUUGAAGAUACUCCCGUAUUAAAGCUCUUAUCUAUGUUCAUGAAUGAAGAGGCCGACAAGUGUAGCGCGUACGCAUUGCCAGAGCGAGAUAGGGAUAACGCCAUUGAUGAACGACGACGGCGCAGAGUUGAGCGCACGUUUAUGGUGAAUACUCGUCAGAAAACAUCAAGUGAGCGAUGCCCGGCAUGCAAGCAGCACGGCCACAAGUUACCAGACUGCAGUAAAUAUAAGCAGCUAGACAUAGAUAAGCGAUGGAAUAUAGCGAAAUCAAAUAACAUGUGUUUUAGAUGUUUAAGAAGUAAACACAGAAGAAAUAUGUGCAGAGCGCCUACUUGUGACGUAAAGGAGUGCAACAUGAAGCAUCACAAACUGUUGCACAAAGAGCGUAAUGUAAACACAGCGCCGCCCGCGCCGCCAGCGAUGACGACACACGAAUCCGUGACGUCAGCGCGGGAAACAACUUCGCCUCACAAUCGCCGCGCGUAUUUGAAGAUAGUUCCUGUGACGUUGAGCGGACCACAUGCUAGGCUACAUACAUACGCCUUGUUAGACGAUGGGAGUACAGUCACCUUGAUACCCGCGUCGGUAGCAGACAUCCUAGGUGCAGAUGGGCCAGAAAGUUCUAUGUGCAUACAAGGCUUAGGUACAGAGUUCAAGCACGAGCGAAGCCGUACCGUAAGCCUCCACAUACAAGGCAAGUACCAUAGCGCCCCACAGAAGAUAGAGGCGGCGCGCACCGUAACUAGGUUGGAAGUCACGGCGCAGACUGUACAUACCGAAGAUAUAAACAAUUGUAGGCAUUUAGAUGACAUACGAAGCACUCUUGUUUAUGAUCGCGCGCGACCAAUGAUUUUGAUAGGUCAAGACAACUGGCAUUUGUUAGUAGCCACGAAGACACGGACAGGUGCGCGCGACCAACCGGUAGCAUCGUACACGAAACUCGGUUGGGUUUUACAUGGAUGUCAGUACACAGUAAAUAAAGACACAAGUACAUUCUGCGGCCACAUUACAAUUAAAGAAAAUCCAGAACCAUUUGAAGAAACCAUAAGAAACUUCAAACCAGAACCAACAUGUUUAGAACCUAGGAUACCUAGAGAAGACCUACAACAGCAAACCUUAGGCAUCCUAGAAAAGAAGAGCCGACGAUUACCCGAUAGAAACUUCAAGAAGAGGAAACAAGAAGCACCUACAAUGCCGAAGUCUCAUCUAGGCACCCUAAAACGCCUAGAUAAGCUCAUCUAG